GAGAUAGUGUGAGUGCUAGCGCGGCGAGGGGGUCGCGGUCGCCGGUCGCACGCUGCGUGCAUUAGCUAGUGUUGCGCGAAGAGCGCGUGUAGUUCGUGAUACGAGAGACGUGACUGGAACUGUCACACGCGAGACUACACCCGGCCACAUAAUGUCAAAUCGAGCAUGGGUGACGUUAGCCACAAACGACUCUUACGGGUUGGGGGCUCUGGUGCUGGCGCAUUCCCUGCGCCGCGUCGGAUCUUCGUACCCUGCCGUGGUACUCAUCACACCCUCCGUCACUGAUCCCAUGAGAGAUCGUCUUCGCGCGGUGUUCGCAGAGGUGAUCAUUGUGGAUGUACUAGACUCUCAAGACGCGGCUCACCUCGCGCUGCUGCAGCGGCCCGAGCUCGGCAUCACGUUCACCAAGAUCCACUGCUGGAAUCUCACGCAGUAUGACAAGUGCGUGUUCCUGGAUGCCGACACAUUGGUGGUACAAAACUGCGACGAGUUGUUCGAACGCGAGCAGCUGUCAGCGGCUCCCGAUGUCGGCUGGCCCGACUGCUUCAACUCCGGAGUCUUCGUGUUCUCUCCCUCCGCGGACACCUUCAGCAAACUCAUCACCUUCGCACAGGAGCGCGGCAGCUUUGAUGGUGGCGACCAAGGCCUGCUGAACUCUUUCUUCUCUGACUGGGCACAUGGCGACAUCAAGAAGCAUCUGCCUUUCCUCUACAAUGUUACAUCCGCCGCCUUCUAUUCGUAUCUGCCUGCUCUGAAACACUACGGGCAGAAUUUGAAGAUUAUCCACUUCAUCGGAGCUGCCAAGCCUUGGCUGCAGCAGUUCAACUUCGAGUCGGGAUCCGUGGAUGCCCCUGAGCACAUCCGCGGCUUGCUCCAACUGUGGUGGGACAUCUUCGUCGGAGACGUCCACUCUCAGCUUGAUACCGGCAUGAGCGGUGUUGCCGGUAACCUGGCUCGAGUGUUGCCUGGUGGGGCUGGAAACCGUGAAGCUCUGGAUGAACUGUCACGCCGCCAGGGUUGGGAGGCCGGCAACAUUGACUACAUGGGCGCCGACUCCUUCGCUAAUAUCUGGGCCAAGAUCUCGCAAACACUGAGCAAGCCUCGCUCCUCACCCCCUAAACAGUCUCCACCGAGGGAACCUGCUCCACAGCCAGCUCCAGAACAAGUCGUAGUUCAAUCUGGAGAAGUUGUACAGGAACCCGUCGCUGAACAAGUAGAAGUGGCUAAAGAGGUAGUCCCAGCAGAAAGCGCGGCGCCUGCGCCCGCCGAACCUGUCCCCGCUGCAGCUGCUGAAGUGCCAGUCACAGUAGAAGCUGCGGCCCCUGUAGCGGCUCCAGCCCCCGCCGCUGAGGCAAAAACUGAAGAAGCUGCUCCUGCUAAGGUAGCUACGCCCGUCCCAGAGCCAGCCGUAGUACCCGUCCCAGUAGAAACUGCUGCGCCUGCUCCCGAAGCGCCUGCACCAGCAUUAGUCUCAGCGCCAAGUGAAGUUCCUGUGACCGUAGAGGCCGUCGUCCCAGACGUGCCUGCGCCUGUAGAAGCACUCGCGCCGGUCGCUGCGGCUCCCGCUAAGCCUGAAGCCGAGAAAGCACCAGAAGCCGCAGCAGUGGUAGAGGCACCAAAGACUGAAGUUCCAGUAGCCGCCGCCGCACCGGAAGUGGCUGUUGUGGAAACCCCCGCGACCCCGGCCAGCCCCGCCGUCGCCUCCGACAGCCCGCCGCUUGCCAACACGCCGUCCAAGGAAGAAGCGCCCGCAAUCCCCGCUGCUAAAACUUCCGAGGAGGCAGCGCAAGAGACGCGGCUUUGAUAGAUCAGGCCCUAACCGAGCUUGCUCUCUAAUGUGACCGCCAUACUAACGCCACGUCUAAUCGCUCGAGAGAAUAAAGGCGAGAAUAAAUUGGUUGUGUAGCCGAGGAGCGUCGCAAGCCGGCGGGCAAACUGAAGCUGUGCCCGCCCGCCGCCGCCGACCCGCUCCCCACCCCCGACAGCGAGCUGGAGGACGCGGCGGCGCUCGCCAGCGCCAUCAUCGCGCGCGAGCUCAGCGCGCCCGCGCCGCCGCACGUGCCCACCCCGCCCCUCGGCGCCGUGUCGCUCGCGCAGAUCGGCGUCAAGACCCCUGCCAAGGGCAAGUCCUCCACGGCAGCGCAGAUAGAGUCCUCCAUCACGGAAACCGCCCAGCCCGCGACACCCUCGAGCCCAGCGACACCUACGACUCCAGCGGCACCUACGACUCCAGCGGCACCCGUCACUCCAGCCACACCCACGACGCCCGCGGCACCUGCCACACCCGCCACGCCUACAACUCCGGUAACACCAGCCACACCUGUCUCUCCAGUGGCACCCGCCUCUCCUGCGACACCCACCCCUGGCACUCCCGCCACUCCCACAACUCCCGCGACACCUACGUCGCCGGCACAGCCCAGUCCGCCCGCAGACCCGCCCAAGAAGAAGGUGGUAAAGAAAGUGGUGAAGAAGGAAGCCCCUGCGGCAGCAGGCGGCGAGGCACCAGUCCCGCCGCCGCGCAAGAAGGAAAAGAAGCCCAAAGAGAAGUGAGCGCUCGCGACACGCUCCCGAUAGUUCCUCUGUGCCAUAAUCGUAGCCUUUCUAAUGUUAAAUGUCUAUUUAAUUUUCGAAUAAUUAUGCUUUUAUGUAUCGCGUAAUUUUUUACUAUAAAAUGAUGUUAGCAUUAAUUUUUAUACUCGCUAUCACACACGGCCAAUGUAUUGUUUAGUUUGAUUUUAUACCUUUACUUUUUAUUAAUUCUAUGAUUUUAUGUUUUAACACUGAUAAUAAUCGGUUUUUAUUGUUCUGAAAAUUUAUCUACCAAAGGACGAAACGUAUUUAUUGUAUGAAAACGAAUGUUUUUAUGAAAUUUUAUAUUAAAAGUCUAUUUUGGAAUA
Messenger RNA from Helicoverpa zea (corn earworm), 2897 nucleotides. RefSeq names its product glycogenin-1 (gene Gyg). The record is from RefSeq and is a predicted model, not a curated record. NCBI's taxonomy places the organism in Eukaryota, Metazoa, Arthropoda, Insecta, Lepidoptera, Noctuidae. Gene Ontology annotation, molecular function: glycosyltransferase activity. The transcript is spliced from 9 exons. Gene Ontology annotation, cellular component: cytoplasm. The coding region runs from base 152 to 1804 and encodes 550 amino acids.